AUGGCGGCGCCCAUGCGGCUCUCCUGGCACCUGGGGCGGCAAUGGUGGGCCCGGCCGCUGGCGAGGACGGAGAGCCGCCGCGCCGCCGCUGGGAAGAGCCGGCUGUACGAACAGCGGCCGGAGGAGGCCGAGCGGGAGCUGGAGAGGCGGAAGGGGCCCCUGGCGCCCGGCGACCUGCGCCAGAUUCUUGCUACUUGGAAGAGGCUUUCUGAGGUACAAGAGGAGAUCACAAAAGUUGAAGCUGAGAAAGAGGAAGUGGCCAGAAGUGUACAGAAACUUGUGAAAAACCAAGAGAAGACUGCGCUGCAGUCGCUCCCUGCUUACCAGACUUUGCGAGAGCGAGGGAGAGAACUCCGCCUCCAGCUCAACGUCUUGCGCCAUGAGGAGACAGUGUUGGAUGAAAAGUACUACCUGAGUGCCCUCAAGAUGCCCAACAGGACCCACCCUGAUGCGCCAAUUGGAGAUGAGAGCCAAGCCCGGGUGGUAGAGGUUGUUGGCGAGAAACCAGCUUUUGACUUCAAGGUGAAAGGACACUUGGAAAUAGGAGAAGGUCUGGAUAUCAUAAGGCAAAGGCGCUUGUCCCACGUCUCGGGCCAGCGGUCCUACUACCUGCGCGGUGCGGGGGCCCUCCUCCAGCAGGCCUUGAUCCAGUUCACCCUCAACAAGCUCGUGAAAAAGGGCUUCACCCCGAUGACUGUCCCCGAUCUGCUCAGAGGAGCUGUCUUUGAAGGCUGCGGCAUGCUUCCCGACGCCAGUUCUUCUCAGGUGUACAGCAUAGACCCUUCUCGCUUCGAAGACUUGAGUCUGGCGGGCACCUCUGAGGUGGGAAUUGCAGGCUACUUCAUGGAUCAUGCCGUCAAUCUAGAAGACAUGCCAGUCAGGACGGUGUGUUCCAGCACCUGCUACAGAACUGAAACGGACAACGGGAAGGAUCCGUGGGGACUGUACAGAGUGCACCAGUUUGCCAAGGUGGAAAUGUUUGGGGUUGCUGCAAACGAGACCGGGGAAGAGAGCACGGCCCUGCUGGAGGAAUUUUUGGCUCUGCAGAAAGAGAUCUUCUCUGAGCUGGGGCUGCAUUUCCAGGUUCUGGAUAUGCCUACACAGGAACUGGGCCUGCCGGCCUACAGGAAGUUUGACAUCGAGGCCUGGAUGCCGGGUCGGGGUACGUACGGAGAGAUCUCCAGCGCCUCCAACUGCACAGACUACCAGAGCCGGCGCCUGAACAUCAUGUACUACAACAGGCAGAGGCAGUUCCGUUACGCGCAUACGGUGAAUCACGACCCUGGGAGGGUUUACUCAGAAGCAAGCCCCAUUGCCAGCAACCGAGCUUACUCCCAGCUCAACGGCACGGCCUGCGCAGUUCCCCGAAUGCUGAUCGCUAUUCUUGAGUCCAACCAACGCAAGGAUGGCAGCGUUCGAGUGCCGGAGGUCCUGCAGUCGCUAGUGGGCAAGGAAAUCAUCGGCAAGCCUGGCUACACCCCACUGAAAUACAUUGGCCCAAACCAGCCCAGGAAACCCUGACGUGGCGGCCAAAGGAAACUGGGGCGUGUUGGGAAAGAGCGGAAAGACCCCUCGAGAUCCAGACUGGGAGGACGGCAAGAAGGAACAAAGGGGGUGCCACUGCUUGGGAGUUCUGCUCUCUGGUGACAGAAGCCGGGCUGGCAGGGGUUAAAAGCCAGCAGCAAGGUGAUCUUCACACCUGCACCCCACGGAAGACUCAUGCCUUCAUGGGAGGCCUCACAGACUUGGGUGUGUCGGACACAUUGCGAUUUGGAGGUUUUGACAUCUAUCGCACAGGGGGAUGUCUGAGCAGCCCAGAGGUUUUCCAGAAGAGCCGGGCCCCAGUAUUGUGUAUGUGUUGGGGGAGGUCUAGCUUCCCUAACCAGCACUCCUGAACUGUUCUCCCCCCCACCCCAAGUCUGAAAUCUGACUUUUCUCCUUCAUGUGGUCUUCUUAACCCACCAACCAAUCAGGGAUCUCUUCUAUUGGAGGGUCAAGUUUUGGCUUUGGCAUAAGAGAAUAGAAUAGCCGAUGAAACGGGAUGAAAGUGGUCAUACAAUAAAAGUGACUGGUUUACAGAAAAAA
Sphaerodactylus townsendi is the source of this 2085-nucleotide messenger RNA. RefSeq names its product seryl-tRNA synthetase 2, mitochondrial (gene SARS2). Gene Ontology annotation, molecular function: serine-tRNA ligase activity; tRNA binding; ATP binding. Bases 1 to 1521 code for a protein of 506 amino acids. The record is from RefSeq and is a predicted model, not a curated record. Gene Ontology annotation, cellular component: mitochondrion. Gene Ontology annotation, biological process: mitochondrial seryl-tRNA aminoacylation. The transcript has 18 exons. Lineage: Eukaryota; Metazoa; Chordata; Lepidosauria; Squamata; Sphaerodactylidae.